CAUUCCUAUUCAAACCAAACAGAAAAUGGCAUUUUAUAGGGUUUCUCCGUUUCGCUACGGUUCUCUCUCGUCUCUCAUUCCCUAUGUUUCAUCUCCUUCCUCUCUCUCCCCUCCAGUUCGUACAUUUACCCUCUCCGCUUCCAUUUCUACUCCUCACCCAUCCCCUCCUUCGCUCCUCACUGCUUCUCCCAAGGCCAGCGAUCGCUGGAGGCCCAUGUGUUUGUACUACACGCAAGGUAAGUGUACAAAGAUGGAUGACCCUACGCACCUAGAGACAUUCAAUCACAAUUGCUCCAGGGAGCUUCAAGUAAAUGCAGCAAAUUUUCAACAUUUGCAGUCCCAGCAUUUAGAUUUUUUCCUGGUGCUUGAUUUGGAGGGAAAAAUUGAGAUUCUUGAAUUUCCUGUUCUGAUGAUUAAUGCAAAAACAAUGGAUGUCGUGGAUUUGUUCCACAGGUUUGUGAGGCCUUCAGAAAUGUCUGAGCAAAGAAUAAAUGAAUAUAUUGAAGGAAAAUAUGGAAAAUUAGGGGUUGAUCGUGUUUGGCAUGAUACAUCAAUCCCAUUCAAGGAAGUCAUUCAACAAUUUGAAGCUUGGCUGACUCAGCAUCACUUGUGGACAAAGGAGAUGGGUGGACGUCUGGACCAAGCUGCUUUUGUCACUUGUGGGAACUGGGACUUGAAAACAAAAGUCCCUCAGCAAUGCAAAGUAUCGAAGAUGAAGCUUCCCCCAUACUUUAUGGAGUGGAUCAACUUGAAGGAUGUUUACCUAAACUUUUACAAGCGGAGGGCCACAGGAAUGAUGACAAUGAUGAAGGAACUACAGAUACCGCUCUUGGGAAGUCACCACCUUGGAAUUGAUGACACAAAGAACAUAGCAAGAGUAUUACAACGCAUGUUGGCUGAUGGUGCACUCUUGCAGAUUACUGCAAGGAGGAAUGCUGAUUCUCCUGAAAAUGUUGAAUUCCUUUUCAAGAACCGCAUAAGGUAGCAGCUACCGCCAGGAUCAGCUUUCUCUGGAUCUCCUUCCCUUGGUACAUUUCUGCUUGUUUGUAUUAUUGAGUGAUGGUUAUGAAUUGGUGUCCCAUGUUCAAGGCAACAAGGAUCCUUAUCCCUGUAUCUUCAUAGGGUCUUUCCAGAGAAAAUGGCUUCCAUAUGGGAAGUUACCCACCAUUGACAUGCCAUGUUUGUAUAAGGAUAUCAAAGUUAAUGAGGUAACCCAGUUCUUUUUUAAGCA
Messenger RNA from Vitis vinifera (wine grape), 1231 nucleotides. RefSeq lists its product as uncharacterized. NCBI's taxonomy places the organism in Eukaryota, Viridiplantae, Streptophyta, Magnoliopsida, Vitales, Vitaceae. Gene Ontology annotation, biological process: exonucleolytic trimming to generate mature 3'-end of 5.8S rRNA from tricistronic rRNA transcript (SSU-rRNA, 5.8S rRNA, LSU-rRNA). The record is from RefSeq and is a predicted model, not a curated record. The transcript has 6 exons. Gene Ontology annotation, molecular function: 3'-5'-RNA exonuclease activity; nucleic acid binding. The coding region runs from base 26 to 985 and encodes 319 amino acids.